Molecule: messenger RNA, 1516 nt
Organism: Coregonus clupeaformis (lake whitefish)
Lineage: Eukaryota; Metazoa; Chordata; Actinopteri; Salmoniformes; Salmonidae
Product: zinc finger and SCAN domain-containing protein 2-like
Exons: 2
Coding region: 202-1434 (410 amino acids)
Biological process (GO): regulation of cytokine production; negative regulation of transcription by RNA polymerase II; regulation of immune system process
Source: RefSeq, a predicted model, not a curated record
UUCAACAACAAUGAAAUCUUGUCAACCACCUCUGUAGCUUGCUAGCCAAUAUAUCUGAAACAUUGGAGCUCUUUAGACGCUUAUACAUUUCCGUUGUAUCUACUAGUUACCCCAUUUCAUUGCUAAUAGUUGUUGUUAGUCAGCUAACUGUCUGGAUAAAGUAACACUAGGCUAGUCGCUAGCUAGCUAACAUCCUCGACCAUGAGCUCACUAAGCUACUCCCCCCCUGCUAAAGAAGAGGUCUGCUGGACGGAGAAAGAAACUCUCGUGAAAGUGGAGAAUGAAGAAGAGGCCGUCACCGUAAAAAAAGAGGUAGAGGGUGAAUCUGUCGCAGUGAAAGAAGAAGAGAAAGAAGUUACAGUGAAAGAAGAGGAAGGAGCUUUCAGAGUGAAAGAGGAGGACGUUACUGUGAAAGAAGACGAGGAGGAAAAUAAAAAUGAGGAUGCUUUUUUUGGAGUGAAAGAGGAGGAGAUGACUGUCGCAGUGAAGGGAGAGGGAUACGUUUUUGGAGUGAAGGAGGGGGAGAUUACUGUCACAUUGGAGGAGGAGACUGGCGAUCUGAUUAGCACCAGAGAGAGACCAGACUCUCACUCUGAAAGCGGGACGAGUCCCUCAGAGGAACCAGACCCAGAAACGUCCAAACCAGCAAGACCACAUCACUGCUCUCAGUGUGGAAAGAGAUUUAUCCAGUUAGGGCACCUGAAAGAACAUGAGAGAAUACACACAGGAGAGAAGCCUUACCACUGCUCCCAAUGUGAAAAUAGAUUUUCCUCAUCAGGGUCCCUGAAAUCACACGAGAGAACGCACUCAGGAGAGAAGCCUUUCCAAUGCUCCCAGUGUGGAAAGAGUUUUACCCGGUUAGGGAGCCUGAAAAAACAUGAGAGAAUACACACAGGAGAGAAGCCCUAUCAAUGCUCUGAGUGUGUAAAGAGUUUUAGCUGGUUAGAUCAUCUGAAAGAACAUAAAAGAAUACACUCAGGAGAGAAGCCCUACCACUGCUCUCAGUGUGGCAAGAGUUUUACCCGGUUAGGGAGCCUGAAAAAACAUGAGAGAAUACACUCAGGAGAGAAGCCCUACCAAUGCUCCCAGUGUGGAAAGAGUUUUACCCAGUUAGGGAACCUGAAAGAUCAUAAGAGAAUACACACAGGAGAGAAGCCUUUCCAAUGCUCUCAGUGUGGAAAGAGUUUUGCCCAAUCAGGGUACCUGAAGUCACAUAAGAGGACACACACAGGAGAAAAGCCUUACCAUUGCUCCCAGUGUGGAAAUAAUUUCUCCACGUCAAGUAACCUAAAAAAACAUGAAAGAAUACACUCAGUAGAGAAGCCUUUCCACUGUUUUCAUUGUGAAAAGAGUUUUAAGAAGUUAGGGAAACUGAAACGGCAUGAGCAAAGACACACAAGCGAGAAACCUUUUUCAACUACUCCUGUGGAUUGAAAUUUACUUGGGUAAAGCAACUGAAAUCACAUGAAAUAAUCCACACCAGAGAGAAACUUUAUCAAUGCUCCCAGUAGCUAGG